Molecule: messenger RNA, 2892 nt
Organism: Gorilla gorilla gorilla (western lowland gorilla)
Lineage: Eukaryota; Metazoa; Chordata; Mammalia; Primates; Hominidae
Gene: NIM1K
Product: NIM1 serine/threonine protein kinase
Exons: 5
Coding region: 1461-2771 (436 amino acids)
Biological process (GO): microtubule cytoskeleton organization; intracellular signal transduction; protein phosphorylation
Cellular component (GO): cytoplasm
Molecular function (GO): tau-protein kinase activity; ATP binding
Source: RefSeq, a predicted model, not a curated record
UCACCCGGAGGAGCUGUCACGGUGGUUUGCUGGAAACCCCCUUUCUGUUGGGAGGAUUACUGGGUCACGGUCUCCCAAGGACAUGGAAACCCUUGGUGAAGUGCUGGAACCGAUCGGCACGAGGCGUACGUCGGUGGGAGCUGUGUCAGCCCGCUUUCGGCCGUGUAGCUGCUCCCAUCCAGACUCUAGAAGGGGUCCUCUUUGCGUCAGGCCACCCCCUCCCCGAGCGACUGCACUGGGUGUCCCUGCGCCGCGCGUCCCCUCCCUCUCGCCCCUCCCUCCUGGCUGCCAUAGAAACCAGCUUACGAGGUCCAGGCCGGCGUCCGGGUGCACUACAGGCCCCCCUGUCCCUCCUUCCCCAGGCCAGCCCCUCGCUCCGGAUUGGUCCUUCAGGAAACGCUGUGGGGCGUCUCGGUCCCUGCUGCGGAGCGGGCCUAGGCCGGAGAGCGGGGUUUGCCCUGGGCCGCUGCCGGUCAGGUCGGCCGCCCCUGACAGCUCCGGGAGCCUCAAGCGCGACAGCGGCGCCCUCACCUCGGGACAUCCACACACCGACCGCUCCUGCUCCAGAGGCAACCACCCAGCGCGCCUAGCCUGGCGCCGUGCAGCGAAGCCCUAGAGCUGGCCUCGCCACGAAGAGAUGGGGUCUCACUGUGUUGCCUAGGCUGGUCUUGAGCUCCUGGACUCAAACCAUCCACCCGUCUUGGUCUCCCAAAGUGCUGGGAUUAUAGGUGUGAGCUACCACAACCAGCCUAUUUUCUUUUUAAAGGUUGAACCAGCCAAAUUUUCGAGACAGCUCACGGCUUAGAGGAAGGUUCAUCUAAAUAAAGGCCGGCUAAAGUGACAUUGCAGGGAUUAAAUCCUUCUUUGGCUGCCUGUGUGACCAGAAGGCUUAUUUGCAAGUUUCUUCUUUCCUGGGGUCCAGAUUAUUAGGUCUCCAGCGCCCUGCAGCUUGACAGAAAGAGAAGCAUGAAAUGAAGGUCAGAGAUGAGAUCCCGCAGCAGGGACUUGGGGGCCUCCCAGGGGCAUUUACACACCAGAGUGCAAGAUUCUCUGGCCAUCAAGGGAAAUAGCAAACAGAAGCCUUUGUCCUGGGGCACAGCCACCUACCACAAAGCAUCAGACUCCACGUCUGGCCAGAAAGUUCCUGGAGUCCCAUCAGGCCAGUGGGUAUGUAACAUGUGCCUAAUUGUACAGCUAGAGCCUGCAAGUUCAACGUGAGGGAAGGUGGGAAAUGUCUUGAGUGAGGCGAGCAGCUCCUGGCUGGGCUGGGCAGACUCAGCUACCACGUUCACUGCCUUCCUCUCACUAAAGCCGAGAGGGAGGCUGCUCAGCUCUCAGGAAAACUCUUUUGAACCCUGGGCACCUGCUGUCCUCAGUUGGCAUCUCCCACCCUCUGAGCCUCUUCUGCUCCUGAACAACCUGCCUCUUCGCUGAGAUGGAGGUGUGAGCCCCCGUGGACGAUGACUGCAGUGUAUAUGAAUGGAGGUGGCCUGGUGAACCCCCACUAUGCCCGGUGGGAUCGGCGCGACAGUGUAGAAAGUGGCUGUCAGACCAAGAGCAGCAAGGAGGGUGAAGAGGGACAGCUCCACCAGCUGACGCCCUUCGAGAAACUGACACAGGACAUGUCCCAGGAUGAGAAGGUGGUGAGGGAGAUCACGCUGGGGAAACGGAUAGGCUUCUACCGAAUUCGAGGGGAAAUCGGAAGUGGAAACUUCUCCCAAGUGAAGCUUGGGAUUCACUCCCUAACCAAAGAAAAGGUGGCCAUUAAGAUCCUGGACAAGACCAAGUUAGACCAGAAAACCCAGAGGCUACUAUCCCGAGAAAUCUCCAGCAUGGAAAAGCUGCACCAUCCCAACAUCAUCCGCCUUUACGAAGUAGUGGAGACCCUAUCCAAGCUGCACUUGGUGAUGGAGUAUGCAGGGGGUGGGGAGCUCUUCGGAAAAAUUAGCACUGAGGGGAAGCUCUCUGAACCAGAAAGCAAGCUCAUCUUCUCCCAGAUUGUGUCUGCCGUGAAGCACAUGCAUGAAAACCAAAUUAUUCAUAGAGAUCUGAAAGCAGAAAAUGUAUUCUAUACCAGUAAUACUUGUGUGAAGGUGGGCGAUUUUGGAUUCAGCACAGUAAGCAAAAAAGGUGAAAUGCUGAACACUUUCUGUGGGUCUCCUCCCUACGCUGCGCCUGAACUCUUCCGGGACGAGCACUACAUCGGCAUUUACGUGGAUAUCUGGGCCUUGGGGGUGCUUUUGUACUUCAUGGUGGCUGGCACCAUGCCAUUUCGGGCAGAAACCGUGGCCAAACUAAAAAAGAGCAUCCUCGAGGGCACAUACAGUGUACCGCCGCACGUGUCAGAGCCCUGCCACCGACUCAUCCGAGGAGUCCUUCAGCAGAUCCCCACGGAGAGGUACGGAAUCGACUGCAUCAUGAAUGAUGAAUGGAUGCAAGGGGUGCCAUACCCUACACCUUUGGAACCUUUCCAACUGGAUCCCAAACAUUUGUCGGAAACCAGCACUCUCAAGGAAGAAGAAAAUGAGGUCAAAAGCACUUUAGAACAUUUGGGCAUUACAGAAGAGCAUAUUCGAAAUAAUCAAGGGAGAGAUGCUCGCAGCUCAAUCACAGGGGUCUAUAGAAUUAUUUUACAUAGAGUCCAACGGAAGAAGGCUUUGGAAAGUGUCCCAGUCAUGAUGCUACCAGACGCUAAAGAAAGAGACCUCAAAAAAGGGUCCCGUGUCUACAGAGGGAUAAGACACACAUCCAAAUUUUGCUCGAUUUUAUAAAUUGCACUAGACUGCUUGUAAUUAACCAAGAUGAUUGUUGCUGCUUCUAAAUUUUUUUCAAGGACAACUUGAGUGGAGACAUUUUUGUAAUUUUUAAAUAAAGUUAAAUUUGAGAUAUGCA